Dioscorea cayenensis subsp. rotundata (Guinea yam) is the source of this 1288-nucleotide messenger RNA. Its product is annotated as plant cysteine oxidase 2-like. NCBI's taxonomy places the organism in Eukaryota, Viridiplantae, Streptophyta, Magnoliopsida, Dioscoreales, Dioscoreaceae. The coding region runs from base 344 to 1168 and encodes 274 amino acids. The transcript has 5 exons. The record is from RefSeq and is a predicted model, not a curated record. Gene Ontology annotation, molecular function: oxidoreductase activity, acting on single donors with incorporation of molecular oxygen, incorporation of two atoms of oxygen.
CCACAGGAAGAAAAGCAGUAUUGUGUCCAAAUCUAAUGACCAAAGCCCCUGGUUUUUUCUUUUUCACCAAAAACUAAUGGUAUAGUAUCUCCCCAAAUCCCCUCCUCCUCCUCCUCCCCUUCCCUCCCCUCCCUCUCCUUCUUAUACUCUCCUGCCUUUCGCUUUCCACAGUUCAUCUUUCACCAAAUGCCAUCCCUUUCAUAGCCUAACCAGCUCCAAUAUUCCUUUCUAUGUCCUUAGAUGCUAUGCCACCUAUCCACUUCAUUGUUUCUCCCUCAAAGGUCUCACCUUUGGGGUUUUUGGGUUCUUAACAUUUUUAGUUUUGCAGAAAGUUGAGUUUUUUAUGAGGAUUGAGGGUGGGAAGGUGGCGGUUGAGAUGCCACGGUCGUCUUCUAGGAAGGGCCGCCGCCGGAAGAAGGAGGCGGGGGCGCCGCCUCCUGCUGUACAGAGGCUGUUUGAAACUUGCAGGGAGGUGUUCUUUGGUUGCGCUGCAGGAGUUGUGCCGUCUCCGGAGGACGUUGGGCAGCUCAAAGCCGUCCUUGAUGACAUGAAGCCAGCAGACGUGGGCUUAGCGCAGACCUUGCCGUAUUUUCUUAAGGAUAAUGCCAAAGGAGCUCCACCUGUGGCAUACUUACAUCUUUACGAGUGUGAUAAAUUUUCGAUCGGUAUCUUUUGUUUGCCUCCAUCUGCCGUCAUUCCUCUGCAUAAUCAUCCAGGCAUGACUGUUUUCAGCAAGAUUCUCUUUGGCUCCAUGCACAUAAAAUCUUAUGACUGGGUUGAUGUUCCUCAAAACUCUGUCGAGACUGAGACUACCUCACAUAGUUGUGAAAUUCCACCAAAAGUGAAGCUAGCAAAAUUGAAGAAGAACUCUGUCUUCUCCGCACCAUGUGAAACGUCAGUACUCUAUCCGAUGGCAGGAGGCAACUUGCACUGCUUCACAGCAAUUACAUCUUGUGCGGUGCUGGAUGUACUCGGCCCUCCUUACUCGGAUGCCGAAGGGAGGCAUUGUACAUAUUACAAGGACUUCCCAUACUCGAGUUUCUCUGUUGACAAGAUAUCAAUGGCUGGUGAAGAAGGUGAGCAUGCAUGGCUUGAAGAGAUAGACAAACCCGACGAUUUCGUCGUUGUAGGCGCAAAAUAUUUCGGUCCAAAAAUCGUAGUUCAGUGAUUUGUUGUUAUUGUUGGUGAUGUUGGUUUAGAUGAGAAUGAAUGUCUUGUUUCUCCAAGUUGAAGUUUUGUAAAUACAAAGAGAAAAUGAAUAAUAGAAGAAUCCAAUGGUCUCAAGAGU